CCCCUGAGCGCGAUGCCGCGGCUAACCCUAGCCAUGGGGUUCGGCAGGGUCGCCGCCGCAAUUACCGCGCCGCCGCCGCUCAUCCAUGUGCUCACCCCGGUCCUGGCUGUGCCCACACAACCUCCAGUGGGGAACUACCUCCCGAUCGACCAAGUGCGCCCCGAAAUCGCAGAGGCUUACGUCCAGGAAGUGUGGGUCAAGGCGCAGAAAAUGCUUGCCGGCUGCAAGGAAACCUGUGACGAAAACAAGGUUGAUGCUCAAGUUGUGCUUGUUAACGGGAACGAUGUCGCGGAUACCAUUUCCAGUCUUGUUGCUCAGCACCAGAUACAGAUCCUCGUCGUCGGUGCCAGCAGGGGCUUCUUCAGCAGCGAGAAGACGGAGCCGGUAUGGACGACCACGGUGGUGGGCGACAGUAGGCGUUGAUGAGCUCGUCCCGGAAGAGACCAGUGAG
This is a messenger RNA of Lolium rigidum, 451 nucleotides long. RefSeq lists its product as uncharacterized. Bases 13 to 423 code for a protein of 136 amino acids. The record is from RefSeq and is a predicted model, not a curated record. NCBI's taxonomy places the organism in Eukaryota, Viridiplantae, Streptophyta, Magnoliopsida, Poales, Poaceae. The transcript is spliced from 4 exons.